Messenger RNA from Onychostoma macrolepis, 2267 nucleotides. RefSeq names its product steroid sulfatase (microsomal), isozyme S (gene sts). Bases 410 to 2167 code for a protein of 585 amino acids. The record is from RefSeq and is a predicted model, not a curated record. The transcript has 10 exons. NCBI's taxonomy places the organism in Eukaryota, Metazoa, Chordata, Actinopteri, Cypriniformes, Cyprinidae. Gene Ontology annotation, molecular function: arylsulfatase activity.
UAGCAGAAGCUGGAACCAAAGACCGUUUCUUCGGAGAGAACAGUCCUGACAAUUAGACUACUGCUGCACGUGCGCUACACGACAUUUCCCGGUUCUUCAUGGACAUUUUAUUUUAGCGCUUAAUUUAAAUCAAGCUGAAAAUGAAAAGCGCUGUGUUGUGGAGGACAUACAGAAGAUUAAAGGUCAAAAGUGCUGAUUAUAAAAAUAAAUUUCCACUCUAUCAGUUGACCAAUCAAUCUGACAUGCGUGAAGCACGUGAUCUUCUGCACUCAACUUCCUUAUAUCGUCAGCGUAAUGUUUGUUUACACUAAACUAGAGCACGUUAUGCAUUAACUGGCAUCUGCAGCGAUGUGAAUGUUUCUGGCAGCAGUCAGAUUUAUCUCUCGCCCUGGAUGCAGCAGGGUAUACAAUGAAAUCCCUUCCAUGGAUCCAUUGCACCCUUGGCCUGCUGCUUCUCUGUACUGCUGAUGCAGACAGUGGUAGAAAACCUAAUUUUGUCUUUAUGAUGGUGGACGAUUUAGGAAUUGGAGACCUUGGAUGCUACGGAAACACAACACUGAGGACGCCUAACAUUGAUAGACUGGCCCUGGAUGGGGUGAAACUGACCCAUCACAUAGCUGCUGCACCGCUCUGCACUCCCAGCAGGGCGGCCUUCCUCACAGGCAGAUACCCGAUUCGGUCAGGUAUGGCAGCACAUGGGCGUAUGGGAGUUUUUCUCUUUUCUGCUUCGUCAGGAGGCCUUCCACAAGAAGAAAUCACCUUUGCCAAGGCUGUCAAAGUGCAAGGCUAUUCUACUGCUGUAAUUGGGAAAUGGCACUUGGGUCUCAACUGUGAAGAUAGUGCCGACCACUGCCAUCAUCCUACCUCUCAUGGCUUUGACUACUUCUACGGGACCAUUAUGACGCACCUUCGGGACUGCCAGCCUGGACAUGGCUCUGUCCUAUAUUUUGUCCAUGGCUACAUCCCAUACAAGGCCCUUAGUAUUGGUCUAGUUUCCCUGGCAUUACUCCAUAUUAAAGGGAUGAUAACUGUAACCAGGAGGGUAGUUUUUGGUUUUCUGGUCCUGGUAGGAGUAGUGGUGAGUCUCUUUGGUGUGUUGGUGUACACAUUCCCCAAUCUAAAUUGCUUUGUCAUGAGAGGGACGGAGAUUGUGGAGCAACCAUAUACAUCAGAAAACCUCACACAAAGGAUGACCAGUGAAGCCAUAGAGUUUCUGGAAAGGAAUUCAGAGAGGCCAUUCUUGCUCUUCUUCUCAUUCCUCCAAGUCCAUACUGGACUGUUUGCCUCUCCUCUCUUCAGGGGAAGAAGUCAGCAUGGCCUCUAUGGUGAUGCUGUCAUGGAGGUAGACUGGAGUGUAGGUCAGAUAAUGCAGACUUUGGAGCGCUUAAACUUGAAGGAAAACACACUGGUGUACAUGACUUCAGAUCAGGGGCCUCACCUGGAAGAGAUUUCCAUCCACGGAGAGAUGCAUGGGGGUUAUAGCGGCAUAUACAAAGCUGGCAAGUCAACUAACUGGGAAGGUGGGAUUCGGAUACCGGGGAUUCUUCGUUGGCCAGGUGUCUUACCUGCCGGGAAGGUCAUUGAUGAGCCCACUAGCAACAUGGAUAUUUUCCCCACGGUGCUGAAUUUAGCUGGUGCUUCCAUACCCAGCGACAGAGUCAUUGACGGUCAUGAUCUCUUGCCUCUGUUGCAAGGGCAAGUGGAGCGUUCUGAACAUGAAUUUAUGUUUCAUUACUGCAAUGCCCAGCUGAAUGCCGUCAGAUGGCACCCACCGAACAGUAACGCAAUCUGGAAGGCCUUUUUCUUUACCCCUGACUUCUACCCAGAGAACAGCUCAACCUGCUUUCACACUCAUAUCUGCCUCUGCAUCAAGCCAUACGUCACGUUCCAUGAUCCUCCGCUGCUUUAUGACCUGUCGAAAGACCCGACAGAAAGCACCCCCCUGAGUCCAGACACUGAGCCCCAGUUCUACUCAGUUCUGGAGGUCAUAAGGGCAGCAGCAAGCCGUCAUGCAGAGAGUCUGAAGCCUGUCCCAGUACAGGUUUCACUUCAGCAAAUAGCAUGGAAGCCUUGGCUCCAGCCCUGCUGCUCCUCUCUCAGUCAGCUGUGCACGUGUGAACGAGAUCAUCAGAUAGAGAAGCUACGAAAUGAGCUUCGAAAAGAAUAGUCAGGUACUCAGAAUCCUAUGGCUUUAAUGCACAAGAAGGGCAUGUAAUACUUAAAAGGAUAGUUCAUAUCAAAAAAUAUAAAUAAAUAAAAUAAAAUCA